This is a messenger RNA of Bemisia tabaci, 3413 nucleotides long. RefSeq names its product whirlin protein dyschronic (gene dysc). Gene Ontology annotation, molecular function: protein binding. Lineage: Eukaryota; Metazoa; Arthropoda; Insecta; Hemiptera; Aleyrodidae. Gene Ontology annotation, cellular component: cilium; plasma membrane; stereocilium tip. The record is from RefSeq and is a predicted model, not a curated record.
GGGGACGUUAGUUCGGAUCGCAAGCAGCCCUCGAGAGGUUGUGUCGCCCGGCCAGGCUCCGUUAUUUACGCCCCUGUUGUUUAUGUUUCUUGCUUCGCUCGGAUGUGAAAUGUCAGCUAGAUGUGCACCGCGUGUCGUAGUUUAGUCCCGCAACUCGUGUCUCCGCCUCAAGAGAAAUGCUCCAGAAAGUUUUCGCCGAGAAGACGUGACGUCGGAUGGCAGACGAGGAGUUCGCCGAACUGGCGGAGAUUCACUUGUCGAAACCGUACGGGGAGCGAGAGCGGGAGGCGCAGUGGGGCGGCGGCGGGAGCGGGGGCUUCGGGCUGGGGCUGGGGAUCGGGGGGCGAAGCCCGAGCAACAACACGGGCUCCCUCUCGCACCAGCGCUGCACGUCGAUAUGCACACCGCAGCUGGCCCGAGCGGCCGAGGCCGAGGAUAUCCUAGGGUCUUACCGGGCCGGCCACGGCGGGGCGGCCGCCCGGCGCUCCGGCAUGUACUACUCCCCGCCGGGCACCUCCUACACCAUCGUGGAGCGCGCCACGCCGGCCCCGCAGAACAAGCACCUCCGCGGCUCCUACCUCGGCACCGCCACCGGCCCCGGGACCGGAGCCUCCACCCCAGCUCACCACACUCCGCCGCCCGCCUUCUCAACGGCGCACACCAAGAGCAAGCCCAACAAACAGAGCGCCCUCUCCCCGGAGCAAGUCAUCAAGCUCCUCGGGGGCAGCACUUCGCACAAGGGCUCCCCCGGCCCUGCCGGCCCCCCCGGCAGCCCCCCCGAGCGCGAGAGACCCAUCCUCCCUCCGCCGCCCACCUUGGAUCAACUGACCACGCGCACAGUGAACAUGUCCCGCUCUGCCGACGCCGGACACGGCUUCGGCAUCUGCGUCAAGGGAGGCAUCAAAGACUCAGGAGUAGGCGUUUACAUUUCACGGGUGGAGGAGGGAAGCGUGGCAGAAAGAGCUGGACUCCGGCCAGGCGACUCAAUUCUUGAAGUGAAUGGAACACCUUUUACGAGCAUAUCCCACGAAGAGGCGCUUAAGGAGUACGUGGACGAUUCAGGUUACGCUUCAAAACCUCGCAAUUCGGAGAGUCUCAAAGCGAAAAUUGCUGAGAUGUUGAAAUCGAGUAGACACCUGAGUAUGACCGUGCGAAGUCCGAACACGCCAGUACAAAAUUCAUUAGGAAGCAAUCAAGGUGGAUUAUUUUUACUUAGACAAAGUUAUUCUUGGAUGGAUCGACAAGGCAGGCCUUGCUCGCCGCCUCCGGAAUAUCAGACACCAGUUCAGCCAAGUCAUCAGAAAUUUUACCCUCGACCUCAUAAGGAUAAGAUUAGAAAGGUUGAAUUAAUUAUCGAGCCCGGUCAAAGCCUUGGUCUGAUGAUUCGUGGAGGAGUUGAAUACAAUCUAGGUAUUUUUGUAACAGGCGUGGACAAGGAUUCCGUAGCGGACAGGGCGGGAGUCUUGGUCGGUGAUCAGAUCCUAGAGGUGAACGGACAGUCAUUUUGUGAAGUAACGCAUGAUGAAGCUGUUGGGACACUGAAGCACUACAAAAGGAUGACACUCACAGUCCGCGACUGCGGUAAAGUUCCUCACUCUUGUACCUCGUAUGACACUCGCCAAACAUCUGUCCGGCACAGCACGCUGAGUGGGAAAUCUGCAGCUAGUCAAAUGGUGGACGAAAAAGCAAGAAUAGUGUUAAGAAAAAGCGAGUUUUCAACCCUUUGUUAUUACUUAGAAGAAUACAAUGCUCAAAGAAUGUCCGUCGAAUCGUUUGUUUCGGUUUUGACAGAGUUACUCAACACACCAGACAAAUACACAUUGCUAACGGAGCUGCGGGAGGUGGUGGCACCUCAGGAUCGAACUAUGUUUGAUGAAUUAGUUUAUGGCCAAGGUCUCAGGGAUAGUAGUCACACAAAUUCACUUUCUAGGAACAGAGUAGAUGCUACUCAUUCGUUAUUACCUGCACAGCUGCAGAAUCCUCCUGGGCUGUCGGACUUUCCGAGGCCCUCGAAAUUUCCUAUUGACUCAAUGACUGGAGCUGCCUAUAUCGAGCCUGAUGAAUUUCGAACUCCAAGUGAAGAUUCGGGCCUAGGCCUUGGUCCUCAUGAGUUAGGCAACGGCCAUAAUAUUAGUGGUCGCAACUUUAAUUUCCUGGGUGACACGCGGAAAUCUCCCUCUUCAUAUUUUGGACGUAGGCGUACGUCAGAUCUCGCUCUUUCCAAUGAAGCUGAUUUUGACCCACAGGGUUUCGGUGAUUUAGAUGGUGUAGAAUUUACCUCAAAUAGAUCAAGAAGACGGUCAAGUUUAGAUGAAGGCUUAUCCAGAUUGCAAGAUUCUCCUCAUGGCGAUGCCAACAUGAGCGGCUAUUUGGAUGGGCUGCGAUCUCAGUUGGGGGGCUGGACUGAGAAAGUGAAGUCGUGGUAUUGGGGCAAUCCUCUACUGGCAAGAUCGCACGGUCGCAACUACGGUAUCAGUGAUGAGGAGGAAUUAUUAUUAGGUGGUGAUAAAAGGGAAGAUCAAUGGCACAGUAGACCCGAAUUAAAUAAUUCCAUUAUGGAAAAUGAAGCUCACGUUGUACCUGAUAAUCAAGGCAACCUACGAAUUAAGGUGAAGAAAACAAAGCCGCUACUAGGAAUUGCCAUAGAAGGAGGAGCUAACACGAAACAUCCUUUACCUCGCAUCAUCAAUAUUCAUGAUAAUGGAGCUGCUUUUGAUGCGGGUGGUCUGGAAGUUGGCCAGCUUAUAUUAGAAGUUGACGGCCGUAAAGUAGAAGGGAUGCAACAUCAAGAGGUAGCAAGGCUGAUAGCGGAAUCUUUCGCUAGAAGAGAUGUAAAUUAUAUCGAGUUCCUGGUGAUAGAGGCCAAAAAAUCAAAUCUGGAGCCAAAACCGACAGCGCUUAUUUUCCUUGAGUCAUAGCUUUUAUUUGCCCAGUGCUUUAUGAAUUUUUAUCGUGAUAUUUUUUGUUUUUGACUUUAAGUUUGAAAAACUUCUCUUUUUUAUGUUUUAUUUUGUCAAUGAAUGCUGAAUAUUUAUUCAACUACUAAAUAGAUGAAAUGAAAGAUUUUGCAAUUGAAGGAGGGAGAGCAGUCGCGUCAGAGGAGAUGUGAUGUCACGUAUCUUGAUUUCCGCUGUUGCGUUUCAGCCGAUUUAGCUACAGUAUACAAUUAUCGAAUCUUUCAGUUUAUCAUCACGAAAAUUGUUUAACAUUUUUCCCCGGUAAAACUGAAUCGUCCUCCAACACGCCUGGUCGAAAUGUUUGUAGAACACCCCUCUAUUGUUUGGUAUCUAUAUCUCAGUUUGAAAAUUUUGGAGACUGUUGUAUAUCUCAUUAUGCCAAACAAACAAACAAAAAUGGAGGAAGUUCAAAUGAAAAAGUUGGGCAGUUUUUAGUGAAUACGUUUCAAAAUCAAA